CUAAAAAGUUCGUCAAUAGGUCUUACCCGAAAGCCAUAAAUUGGGAAAAUCUACUAGUCAAAUUCGUUAGUUACGGCCGACGUUAAGAGUUCACGAAUCACGAUGAGAAAAACCACCCUAGGGUAUGCUUUGCACGCGUUGAUGGUUUUGUCUGCGUUUUUAGCAGUUGCUGUCAUGGGACUUUGCUUGUGGCUACGUUACGAAUGGGACUUUAAGCACUACGUGUAUGAACUGGAAGCUCAAAAAGUUAUGUGGACUGGACCGUACAUUCUGAUCACCUCGUCUAGUCUGGCAAUGGCAACAUCCGCCGUUGGAGUCUGGGCAACUGCCGCUGAGCACUGUCGACUUCUUUUAUUGUUCGCUCUGGGCAGCGGGAUUUCGGUUAUCCUUGGCCUAGCUGGAAUCUCUUACACGCUUAAUCAUGGAAUCUAUCACUCGGAUUUGUUUCCUUGGUUGGAACAACGAUUUUGGGACCUGUUUCACGAAAUGGAUUACAACGAAAGAUCUGCUCGCAUCAUUCGAAUCAUCCAGGAGGAUAUUCAAUGUUGUGGACCUUCGGACUGGAAAGAUUACCUGUCGUUCAAUAAAGUUUUACCUGACGAAUGUCGCAAUCCUGAUACUGGCAACAUAGCGAGUGGCGGUUGCGCGGAAGAAUUCGCUCGCUGGUUGGAACCUAAAACAGGAUGGCUGUCGGGUAUCGCUUUGCUGCUUGCUGUCAUACAGUUAGGGGCCAUGGUAAUCAGCUUAUUGCUCCGAAAAGCUAUUUUACAAGAGAAACGUAAGAAGAACAAACCUGAUUGCUUAGUCCCUUCUUAUAGCGAGGUUUGAAAUUGUUCAAAAUUGUGAACACAACGAAGCUGCUUCGUAAUUUAUUUUUUGAGUUGAAUCGUUUGCCCAACUUAUGGUUUUGAUAGCCGAGCGAGAAUUGAAAUUAAAAAGUUCUGUAAUGUCCAAAAUACAUUCAAUGUUUAUAACACGUUA
Daphnia magna is the source of this 981-nucleotide messenger RNA. Its product is annotated as tetraspanin-2A. The transcript has 5 exons. The record is from RefSeq and is a predicted model, not a curated record. Gene Ontology annotation, cellular component: membrane. Bases 103 to 828 code for a protein of 241 amino acids. Lineage: Eukaryota; Metazoa; Arthropoda; Branchiopoda; Diplostraca; Daphniidae.